AUGGAGAAGCUACCUCCGCCAAGCAUAAACUUGUGUUUUGGACCAGAACAUCUUCAACAGCCGUAUAUGAAAUUUUCUGAAUGGAAAUUCAAGCUGUUCAAAGUGAGAUCGCUUGAAAAGCCUCUUCCUGAAGACAGCCACCAGGCUAACUGUGCUAAAGAAAAUGUGACAGGGUCUCUGAACGUCACUGACGAACAACCUGAGGCAGCAGCUGUAAUGUCACAAGUGCCCUUUGAAACAGACACCGAGUUGAAUAAAAAUAGCUUGGCAAGAGAGAAAGAUGUCUUUCACAUCAGCCAAAGGGAGAUGGAAGCUCACCAAGCAAACUUGCAGCACCUCUGUCGCAUUUGUGGAGGCUCACUGAAAACUGACCCUUAUAAAAAGUGUCAUCCAGUUCACGGGCCAGUGGAUGAGGAGACCCAGGCUCUUUUGAGAAAGAAAGAGAAAAGAGCCACUUCCUGGCCAGAUCUUCUUGUCAAAGUUUUUAAGAUCGAUGUAAGGGGAGAUAUUGACACAAUCCACCCUACUCAUUUUUGUUACAAUUGUUGGAAAGUCAUUCAAAGAAAAGUCAGCAAUGCCCCCAUGAAGCACAUCUUUGAGAAAGACCCAGUGGAAUGGCAUCCCCAUUCAACAAGCUGUGACAUUUGUGUCACUUCCUUUCGUGGAGUCAAGAGGAAGAAAACAAUGCUGAAUUCACAGCUGAGCAAAAAACUCAGGAUUAUUGCUGGGCAUACGAGAAAAAUAAGAUGCAUAAGAAUAAAGCCACUGAAUAACAAAAGUUUGAUGAAAAAGAUUUCAAACUGUAAGCAAAUCCAUCUCAGUACAAAAAUCCUUGCAAUAGACUACCCUGUGGACUUUGUAAAGUCAAUAUCUUGCCAGAUCUGCGAACACAUCCUGGCUGAUCCAGUAGAAACGACGUGUAAACACUUAUUCUGCAGAGUCUGUAUUCUUAAAUGUCUUAAAGUAAUGGGAAGCUAUUGCCCAUCCUGCCGAUAUCCUUGUUUUCCUACUGAUUUAGUGAGCCCUGUAAAAUCCUUCCUAAGCAUCCUCAACAAUUUGGUUUUGAGAUGCCCAGUAAAAGGCUGUCAUGAGGAGGUCUUUUUGGAAAAAUACUGCCAACAUCGUUCUAAUCAUAAAGGGGCAGAAAGUACAGACAGCUAUGUCUAUAUCAACAAAGGUGGCCAACCGAGACAGCAUUUGCUCUCACUGACCCGGAGAGCUCAAAAGCACCGCUUGAGAGAACUCAAGCUUCAAGUGAAAGAUUUUGCAGAAAAAGAAGAAGGAGGAGAUGUGAAGUCUGUGUGCCUAACUUUGUUCCUUCUGGCUUUGAGAUCUAGAAAUGAGCACAGACAAGCAGAUGAAUUGGAAGCUAUAAUGCAAGGGAAGGGAUCGGACCUUCAUCCAGCUGUUUGUUUGGCAAUCCGAGUUAACACCUUUCUUAGCUGCAGCCAAUAUCAUAAAAUGUACAGGACAGUAAAGGCAAUUACAGGAAGGCAAAUUUUCCAGCCUUUGCAUGCUCUCCGAACAGCUGAGAAGUCCCUUCUGCCUGGUUAUCACCCCUUUGAAUGGGAGCCUCCUUUGAAAAAUGUAUCUAGUAACACAGAUGUAGGCAUUAUUGAUGGGCUCUCAGGAAUACAACAGUCUGUGGAUGACUACCCAGUAGAUACAAUUGCAAAACGAUUUCGAUAUGAUGCAGCUUUGGUGGCUGCCCUUAUGGACCUAGAAGAAGAAAUUUUAGAAGGACUGAAAACUCAUGACUUGGAUGACUAUUUGAAAGGACCCUACACUGUAGUGAUUAAAGAAUCCUGCGAUGGAAUGGGAGAUGUCAGUGAAAAGCAUGGCUGUGGCCCAGCGGUUCCCGAAAAGGCUGUUCGAUUCUCCUUCACCCUCAUGAGUGUCACUGUAACUCAUGAACAUGGCAGUGCAAGGAUUUUUGAAGAAAACAAACCCAAUUCAGAGUUGUGUUGUAAGCCUUUGUGCCUAAUGCUGGCCGAUGAGUCAGAUCACGAGACUCUCACUGCCAUCCUGAGUCCUCUUAUAACAGAACGAGAAGCCAUGAAACAUAGUGCAUUGAUACUUUAUAUGGCUGGUAUUCCUAGAAUUUUCAAAUUCAUAUUUAGGGGCACUGGAUAUGAUGAAAAACUUGUCCGUGAAGUUGAGGGUCUUGAAGCAUCAGGCUCUACUUACAUUUGUACACUUUGUGAUGCCACCCGGCAAGAAGCCUCUCAGAACCUUAUCCUGCAUUCUGUAACCAGGAAUCAUGCUGAAAACCUAGAACGAUAUGAAGUGUGGAGGUCCACCUACCAUGAAGCUGUUGAUGAACUACGUCACAGAGUGAAAGGCGUUUCUUCAAAGCUUAUUGAGACUGUGCCUUCAAUAGACGCACUUCACUGUGAUAUUGGCAAUGCCGCUGAAUUUUACAAAAUAUUCCUUGAGAUUGGUGAGGUGUAAAAUACCAGUGCAACCAAAGAAGAGAGAAAGAGGUGGCAGUCAACUCUUGACAAGCACCUUAGAAAAAAGAUGAAUUUGAAACCUGUAACAAGGAUGAAUGGAAAUUUUGCAAGAAAACUCAUGAGUAGAGAGACUGUGGAUGCAGUCUGUGAAUUAAUAAAAUGUGAGGAGAGGCAUGAAGCCCUCAGAGAAUUAAUGGACCUUUACCUUAAGAUGAAACCAGUAUGGAGGUCUUCAUGUCCAACCAAAGAAUGCCCAGAACUUGUAUGUCAAUAUAGUUUCAACUCUCAGAGAUUCGCUGAGUUGCUGUCAACUAAAUUCAGUUAUAGAUAUGAUGGGAAGAUUACCAAUUAUUUUCAUAAAACACUUGCUCAUGUUCCAGAAAUUAUAGAACGGGAUGGUUCCAUUGGUGCAUGGGCAAGUGAAGGAAAUGAGUCAGGCAACAAACUGUUCAGACGCUUUCGAAAGAUGAAUGCCAGGCAGUCAAAAUGUUAUGAGAUGGAAGAUGUUUUGAAGCAUCAUUGGUUAUAUACUUCAAAGUAUUUACAAAAAUUCAUGAAUGCUCAUAAUACAUUGAAAAGCCAGAUGGUCCAAAUUAGGCCAGACCAGACUGAGAGUGAUAUCAUGAUGAUGGAGGAUUCUUUGGAGACUCCUGAUUUCAUGGACUUCUAA
This is a messenger RNA of Thamnophis elegans (Western terrestrial garter snake), 3123 nucleotides long. RefSeq names its product recombination activating 1 (gene RAG1). Gene Ontology annotation, biological process: V(D)J recombination; pre-B cell allelic exclusion; adaptive immune response. Gene Ontology annotation, molecular function: double-stranded DNA endonuclease activity; metal ion binding; sequence-specific DNA binding. Gene Ontology annotation, cellular component: nucleus; DNA recombinase complex; endodeoxyribonuclease complex. NCBI's taxonomy places the organism in Eukaryota, Metazoa, Chordata, Lepidosauria, Squamata, Natricidae. The record is from RefSeq and is a predicted model, not a curated record.